This is a messenger RNA of Penicillium riverlandense, 567 nucleotides long. RefSeq names its product nuclear transport factor 2 family protein. The transcript is spliced from 2 exons. Bases 1 to 567 code for a protein of 188 amino acids. Lineage: Eukaryota; Fungi; Ascomycota; Eurotiomycetes; Eurotiales; Aspergillaceae. The record is from RefSeq and is a predicted model, not a curated record.
AUGAAACUCCACGCUCUCAUUGCCUUUGCCGGGCUCUCUCUUUCUACCGCUGUCGCGGAUGCCUCGCCGCCGUUAGGUACAGCACCCAUCCCACUUCUCGCGCUAGCCGAUGAUUUCGUACCACACGCCAGCGAAGAUGCAGCCGUAGUCGAGGCAAUGCGAAACACCCUGGCGCCAUACCCAUUUGCCAUUGAUGGAAAGAACUUCGACGCCCUUGACAAGGUCUUUGCGCAAAAUGCCGUCGCCAACUACUCGGCACCCCUCAAUGUUCUGACUCCGCUGUCCAACAUCAAGUCGGAACUAGCUGCCAGCCUGGAGUGUGUUACGACACAGCAUCUAUUUGGCACCCAGCUGAUUGAUCCUGUCUCGUCUACCGUCGCCGAGUCCGUGACCUACUACCGCGCUGCGCAUUUCGGCUCCGGACAAGCUACCGGCCAAGUCGCGUAUGCCUAUGGUCAGUACCAGGAUAUAUGGCAUCGGCAGCCAGAUCAUACAUGGCGCAUUGAGCACCGGAAUUUGGUAUAUAUGGGCCCGAUCAUUGGCAAUGAGACUAUUUUUGUUUGCUAG